This is a messenger RNA of Suillus subalutaceus, 1035 nucleotides long. RefSeq lists its product as uncharacterized. Gene Ontology annotation, molecular function: electron-transferring-flavoprotein dehydrogenase activity; flavin adenine dinucleotide binding. The record is from RefSeq and is a predicted model, not a curated record. The coding region runs from base 1 to 1035 and encodes 344 amino acids. The transcript is spliced from 7 exons. Lineage: Eukaryota; Fungi; Basidiomycota; Agaricomycetes; Boletales; Suillaceae. Gene Ontology annotation, cellular component: cytoplasm.
AUGACCGGAAAGGCAGAACAGAACGUUGUCAUUGUUGGCGGUGGAUUUGCUGGAUUCCAAGUUGCUAAACAGCUCAGCAAAAAAUUGGACGCAAAGAGAUACAACCUCAUUCUUAUUAACUCCCGCUCUUACGCCAUUUCCCUCCCUGCAACCAGUCGAAGUUGGAAGAAAACCUCAUUCGUCAAGCUUGACAAACUUUACGCGAAUGGCAAUGGAGAGACAAAAGUCGGUGUUGUGACCAGCGUUGAGGCACAGCCAGGCGUCCCUGGGGGUGCUGUGGUCCUUGCCACCGGGGAACGUAUAUCAUAUGCAGUGCUUAUCUUGGCUACUGGCUCAAAAUGGACUGGUCCCUGUGACAUCCCAGAGAACGAGGCUGAUUUCGCCAAAGCAAACCACGUUGUGAUCGUUGGUGGAGGUGCCGUUGGUAUCGUUCUGACGAAUUACACCACACAGACAAAGAAGGUUACCAUUGUUCACGGUGCUCGCUCCGAAAGGGAUUGGAGAAAACGUCUUCAUGUUCGCGGUGUGCAGUUCAUGUUCAAUGAAUACAUCGAUAACAUUCCAGAAGCGGGUGUUGUUGGUGUCAGUACGCGCAGUGGAAAGCACAUUUCGGACGCCGACUUAGUGGUAUCUGCUCGUGGCGGCCGCCCCAACACCGAUUACGUGACUUCCCUUGGUGAAGACGCUCUGAACGGACAUGGCUUCGUUAAGAUCAAGCCAACCAUGCAGCUACUCAAUCACCCAUCCAUCUUCGCUUUAGGCGAUAUCAUCGACUGGACCGAGCAGAAGCAGAUCGGUAAACUCAUGUGGCAUGUUCCCGUUAUCGUGACGAACGUAGUGAGCUUCUUGAACGGAGUCACCCCGACGAAGAAAUAUACCGGUGCUCCUGAGAUGAUUGUGAUCACGAAUGGAAGGAAAGGCGGCAUGGGCUACUUCGGGUUCUUCGGAGGGUUUACCCUGGGUGAUUGGUUUGCCUGGUUGGUCAAGUCAAGAGAUUUCAUGGUUUCACACUUCAGGAAGGAUCUCGGUUACUGA